AUGAGCGCAUUCAGCCAAGCGGUCAUCCAAGCCAUGAGACCACCUCACGUCAAAGAAGGCCGUCUACAUUCGGGCCGGUCGACUUUUCCCACGGACAAGGACAGAAUCUAUCUUAUUCUCGCCACCAGCUACCUCCAAUUUCGCAAGUCGGAUUGGACGCAGCAGGCUUGCGGCAUCAUCUGUUUACCGAAAACAAUAGGAGCAGCUCUGAGACUCCGCUAG
Molecule: messenger RNA, 222 nt
Organism: Histoplasma mississippiense
Lineage: Eukaryota; Fungi; Ascomycota; Eurotiomycetes; Onygenales; Ajellomycetaceae
Exons: 1
Coding region: 1-222 (73 amino acids)
Source: RefSeq, a predicted model, not a curated record